AUGGAUUCCGAGCUCUCCUUGCCCCAUGAGAUGACCUUCAGCACCCUAGGCUCUGCCGCGCCAGUGCUGGCGCCGCGAGUGGGCAAAUUGGCCCUUGCCGGCCGCCAGACGAUCUCUACGCCGGCCCACGUCCCGCUCACCUCGCGGGGCGCUGUGCCGCACAUCUCGCAUGACAUGGUGCGCAAAGAGACUGCGAUUAACAGUUUGUAUAUUGGGUUGGAAGACUUCAUCGAGAGGAAACACCCUGCCCCGCUAUAUAACUUCCCCGCCGCAGUCCAUGAGUCGCCCCUGGGGAAGUUUAUCUGUGCACAGGAUGAUACAACCACGGUCUUGGGCGCGCGACGCUUCCCCGCGAUCCCUUGCCCGCCCAACAAUACCGAGACCUCCAUUGCGAUCUCGACCUCUGUCGGGUUCCGGCAACUCGAAGCGCACCGCUAUGUAGAGGCGGUGCAGAAACUGAAGCCCGAUAUUGCCGUCGGUCUGGCGGAUUUAGUUCUUGGAAGAGAACCGGGCCUGAAAAGGAGAGAAAAGAUGGUCGACCGGACGCAUGCAUAUACUCGCGAUGCGCUGGAGCAGCUAUAUGGGAAAUCCGUGGCGGACGAGCAGAGGUCUCAGGCGAAGUACUUUGCACCAGUAUUGCCACUGGAUAAUGCGCAGCAGACGCUCUACUUGCAUGAUCUGGAGGGCGAAUUCCGGGAUCGCAUCUCGGGACUGGCGCUGUACGAGUCGGCCUCUCUGAGCCAUAUCCCAAAGUCCCUGGGUAGCCUGCCCAGAUUACUGCUCAGCGAGCCCUCAAGCCCUCAUGAGGUCCUUCGUGGGAUUGCGCUUGGUGCGGAUCUGCUCACUGUUCCCUUCCUGCAAGCAUGCUCAGAUGCUGGUAUCGCAUUAGAUUUUGCCUUCCCUGUUCCAGCUACCGUGCAAAAUCGUGGGGAGCCGCAGCCUCUUGGAAUUGACCUUUGGUCGUCCGAAUAUGCUAAGGAUUCUUCGCCGUUGGUUGAGGCAUGCGAAUGCUACGCCUGCCGUAAACAUCACCGUGCCUACUUCAACCAUCUUCUCGCCGCGAAGGAGAUGGCUGCAUGGGCACUUCUCCAAAUGCAUAACCACCAUGUAUUGGACGGUCUCCUUGCCGGUGUGCGCGAGAGCAUUCAGCGCGGUACAUUUGAUGAUGAUGUUCAGGUAUUCAAUCGCGCGUACAAACCUGAAUUGCCAGACCCUACAGGCGAUGGCCCUCGACUACGCGGCUACCAGAUGCCCGCAGCGGGACCCAACCAGCCCCGGCGCAUGCCCAAGGUAUAUGGCCGUCUUGAUGAGGUCUCGCAGAAAUUCGCCGAAUCUCAAUCUUCAGUUGCUACUCCGGAUACCGACGCCGAGGGGCUCGAGAGGCACGGAUUUGCCGAGAAAAUAUGA
Molecule: messenger RNA, 1407 nt
Organism: Penicillium canariense
Lineage: Eukaryota; Fungi; Ascomycota; Eurotiomycetes; Eurotiales; Aspergillaceae
Product: tRNA-ribosyltransferase family protein
Exons: 3
Coding region: 1-1407 (468 amino acids)
Molecular function (GO): tRNA-guanosine(34) queuine transglycosylase activity
Source: RefSeq, a predicted model, not a curated record